AUGGUCUUCACUACCGUCACCCACCCACACCCGCUCGUAUGGCAGCUUACGUUGUCGCAGCCGCCAGACAACCGCAUGACGCCGGACGCGCUGCACGAGAUGAUGCGCCGCCUAGACCAGGUCGAAGCGGACUGGCGGCGCGCGAACGCUGGCAAGCCGCCGGGGGAGUGGCAAGGCGGUGCGCUCAUCGUAACGGGCGGCGGGCCCAAGUUCUUCAGCAACGGCCUCGACCCCGAGACGACCAAGAACCCAGACUUCACUAAAGGCCUCUUCGACCCCUUCAAGAACCGCCUCCUGACAUUCCCGCUCGUGACGAUCGCAGCCAUCAACGGACACUGCUUCGCGGGCGGCUUCAUGAUGGCCCUCUGCUGCGACAUCCGGAUCAUGACGGGCGGCCGCGGCCUGCUGAGCUUAAACGAGAACGUCAUCGGCAUCCCCCUCACGGCGGCCGGCACCGAGCUGGUCAAGAUGAAGCUCGCGGCGAAUUACUUCACGCCCGUGGCGCUCGGCGACCGCUUCAACCAGAAGCAGGCGCUCGCGGCGGGGAUCAUCCACGAGAUCGUGGACGUGUCGCGCGGCCCAAACGGCCUCCUCGAGCGCGCGCUCGAAAUCGGUGUCGGCGAAGGCCCGAAGGCGUCGUGGGGCGUCUGGGGCGCCAUCAAAGAAAACAUGUAUCGCACCGUCAUCGACGCGUGCGCGAUCCCGCGCGGACCGCGCAGCGUCGAGCUCGACGAGCUCUUCUGGGCACGCAUUGCGCGGCAGGAGCGCGAGCUCGCCGUCAAAGCCAAGUUGUAG
This is a messenger RNA of Cutaneotrichosporon oleaginosum, 795 nucleotides long. RefSeq lists its product as uncharacterized. NCBI's taxonomy places the organism in Eukaryota, Fungi, Basidiomycota, Tremellomycetes, Trichosporonales, Trichosporonaceae. Gene Ontology annotation, molecular function: delta(3)-delta(2)-enoyl-CoA isomerase activity. Gene Ontology annotation, cellular component: peroxisome. Gene Ontology annotation, biological process: fatty acid beta-oxidation. The record is from RefSeq and is a predicted model, not a curated record.